Suillus plorans is the source of this 2214-nucleotide messenger RNA. RefSeq lists its product as uncharacterized. The record is from RefSeq and is a predicted model, not a curated record. The transcript has 8 exons. Bases 1 to 2214 code for a protein of 737 amino acids. NCBI's taxonomy places the organism in Eukaryota, Fungi, Basidiomycota, Agaricomycetes, Boletales, Suillaceae.
AUGUCUUCAAUCUCCAUCCCUCAAGCUGCCGAGGAACCAGCCAAUGUUUCGCUUAUCAAUGUGGGACUCAUCGGUUGCUCUCCCAUCCAGCCCACCAUAGCCAUUUCUCUCAAGUGCCUCGAAUUGUAUCAUCAGAUUCGCCGAUGGAAACCAUCAUUUAGCGUACAGGCUAUGGUCAAGGUUCUAUGUGCACUUCAUAACGCACCUCUGCGUGAUCAAUUUGCGAUUGCGUUUGAUGUGUAUCUCGACAUUUUACGGCAUGUUCAAGAAAGAGUGAACAUAGCAUUGAAACGAGACAGUCCUGACUGGUGCAUGCUCCAUACGUGCCCUGCGUGUGAUUACAAGCAAGAGAACAAGUCGACUCUACUUCCUCGGAGGAUGGAUAGUAUUGAUGGAAACAGCUCACUCAAAUGGGUCGAUGGUUCUGGGCAUGCAGACGAGCGCAUUUUUAGAUCGUCGUAUCUGAUUCCUGCUUCCGAAGUUGACAGAUUCAAGGAUGAUGUUCAACUCCGACCAGGAACCCGGAAAGUCACAGAAAACUCUACUCCAGCUGAUGCUACAGAGUCUGUUUGCACCGAUAAUUGGAAGACAGCAAAUACGAUUACCGACAACACCAUUAAAGUUUUCGAGCAAACCAGUAUAUUCAUAAGUGCGUGUCGCCAUGGUAUGGUCCAGACCAUAGUUGAGAUGCGGCGGAGUGGGGAGCUUGCAAAAUACGCUCUUGCAACCACAAAUAAGAUUCUCGACGUUUACAGGCCAAAUGGAGCAACAGGAUACGACAUUGGUUGUUCCUAUCAGACAACUGUGAAUGCUAGCUCAAUCUCCGCUAAGGCACGCUCCCAUCAACAUCAGUUCAUCGUCAACUCAUUUCAUGGCCGUGCUCACAACCACCGAUGUCAACUUCGGUUUCACCCUCUGUACCGACGUGGUCUCGGUCUUGAGGACCUUGAGACGUGUGAGCGUGUCUUCUCGGGAUCAAACACUGUUGCUCCAGUUAUCCACCAUGCCUCUUACUUUCAUUGGCUCCAGUUCGUCGAUCUUCACUUUCGGCAAUGGGACGCUGAUAGAUAUCUCGAGCUAAGUAAAUUCUUGUACAAUAAUUAUAAACAAGCACUCGCGAUCGUCAAUGAUCUUACUCCCGCUGUCGAAGAGCUCAAGUUGGCACUGAAGAUUACAGAUGUUGACUUUGAGCACUGGAAUGCCGAAGAACUUGACUUUUUGGAGAGUAUGGCAGAAGAAUCUGAUGAAGACGUCGAAGCUAUGGCUUACGUGGAGGCAUUGGAAUCGCUAAUGAGAGCCCAGGCCGCAUAUGGUAGCAUCACAACGGUUCAAUUUUUAACGUAUAUGCCAGCGGACUUCACGCUUUCUCAUGAACGGAAUGCAGCUUAUCGCAAGCUGCUUGUCGAAAUGAAUGCUGUUGAUGAUCUUGAGCGUCGCAUGGCAAUUACGGAACGAUGGCAGCCAGAUGAUCCGAAAUACAAGGAAGCCCUAGCCUAUCUUACUAACCGACAGUUUAUUCGGGUGAUUGAGCAAUUGCAGGGCCUCGUCGUCCAAAGGCUCUUUGAGUUGGCUAAGGCCAAUAUUGCAGGUACCGGUUACAAACUUCGCCAGCACAUUUCAAGUGCUAUCAGUCGCCGGUCAGCAGCUAUUCGCACAGUGCUCGAAAGGUACAACCGACUCGCCCCUGUGCAGACACCACCGCGAGAAAUGCUAGAAUUCAGCGAUAUUGCGUCUUAUGCUUGGCUGGGUGAAUUUGACCUUUUGAAGCACUUGCGCCAUCAUUUACUCCAGAAGCCUUGGGCUUCAAAAGUAAAUCGUGAGGUUGCUAAUCAUUAUUUCAAGAUUUUGCGUGCUCGCGAAGAGAUUCAGCGACUCAACAUCGAGGUGGGACGACUUGCUGCUUGGGUUGACGAUGAAGAUGCCCACUUACAGUCCAGCUUCGAAUCAUUGCUGGAGUCAGACCCAGCACUCUCACAUGAGAUCUGCUGCGUGUACGAGGAACGCAAGCGGGUCAAUGAUGUGCAUUGUGGUAGAAUUGAUGCGAUUUACGAGCUACCUGGUUACUCGGGGUUGAGAUGGGUGGAGAAGAGGGGGAUUGAUGAAGGGGAUGCAGCUGAAAUGAUGGCAGAUCUGAGGGGAGCUAGGAGCAUUGAGGCUGACGAGGCUGACGAUCUAUCUGAUGAAGUUGACCGCUUGGAAUCUUGUAUUAUCUAG